Helianthus annuus (common sunflower) is the source of this 1987-nucleotide messenger RNA. Its product is annotated as low affinity inorganic phosphate transporter 1. The coding region runs from base 151 to 1767 and encodes 538 amino acids. Gene Ontology annotation, biological process: transmembrane transport; phosphate ion transport. The transcript is spliced from 2 exons. Gene Ontology annotation, molecular function: phosphate transmembrane transporter activity. NCBI's taxonomy places the organism in Eukaryota, Viridiplantae, Streptophyta, Magnoliopsida, Asterales, Asteraceae. The record is from RefSeq and is a predicted model, not a curated record. Gene Ontology annotation, cellular component: membrane.
UCAAUAAAUACAAACACCAAUUCACCAACCACACCAUAUCUCACCUCUUCAUCUUCCCUCUAACCUUUCUGAGUUAAAGUACAACUUUCCUUGCACAAGUUACAACUCACAAGUCUCUGCCUUCACAGCCUUAGUUCUCUCUUUAAGGUUAUGGCAAAUGAUAACUUGAAAGUGCUAAAUGCACUUGAUGUAGCCAAAACUCAACUGUAUCAUUUCACUGCAAUUGUAAUCGCCGGGAUGGGUUUCUUCACCGACGCGUACGAUCUUUUCUGCAUCUCGCUAGUCACGAAGUUGCUAGGCCGCAUUUACUACCACGAAACCGGUGACGGGAAACCGGGGACACUGCCGCCAAACGUGUCAGCCGCAGUCAACGGGGUCGCCUUUUGUGGCACCCUCGCGGGCCAACUUUUUUUCGGCUGGCUCGGAGACAAAAUGGGCCGAAAAAAAGUUUAUGGGAUGACCCUUAUGCUUAUGGUCAUUUGUUCAAUCGCCUCUGGGCUUUCGUUUAGCAACGAGCCCACCGCGGUUAUGGCCACUCUUUGCUUCUUCCGGUUUUGGCUUGGGUUUGGGAUAGGUGGUGAUUACCCUCUUUCGGCCACGAUCAUGUCGGAAUACGCGAAUAAGAAAACCCGAGGCGCGUUUAUAGCGGCGGUGUUUGCUAUGCAAGGGUUUGGAAUUUUGACUGGUGGGAUGGUGGCUUGUAUAGUUUCGGCCGCAUUCAAGUCGAAAUACCCGGCUCCGGCUUACGAGGAUAAUCCGUUAGGGUCCACGGUCCCACAAGCCGACUAUGUCUGGCGCAUUAUUUUAAUGUUCGGGUCGGUUCCGGCUCUAAUGACUUACUAUUGGCGGAUGAAGAUGCCAGAAACGGCUCGGUACACGGCUUUGGUGGCCAAAAACGCGAAACAAGCGGCUGCCGAUAUGUCGAAAGUGUUACAAGUCGAGCUCGAAGCCGAACAAGAAAAGGUGGCCGAAAAACAACAUAACCAGUUUGGGCUUUUUUCAAAGCAAUUCGUGAAACGCCACGGGCUACACUUGCUCGGGACAACUAGCACGUGGUUCUUGCUCGAUAUCGCGUUUUACAGCCAAAACUUAUUCCAAAAGGACAUCUUUAGCGCGAUCGGGUGGAUCCCGCCAGCAAAAACAAUGAACGCGAUCCAAGAGGUUUUCAAGAUCUCGCGAGCUCAAACGCUCAUUGCGCUUUGUAGUACCGUCCCAGGAUACUGGUUCACGGUAUUCUUCAUCGAUAGAAUCGGGAGAUUCGCGAUCCAACUAAUGGGUUUUUUCUUUAUGACGGUUUUCAUGUUCGCCCUUGCGAUCCCAUACCAUCAUUGGACACAAAAGGAGAACCGAAUCGGGUUUGUUGUAAUGUACGCUUUCACGUUCUUCUUUGCAAAUUUCGGACCUAACGCGACUACAUUUGUAGUCCCUGCCGAGAUAUUCCCCGCAAGGCUUCGGUCAACGUGCCAUGGGAUCUCGGCUGCUUCGGGUAAGGCGGGGGCUAUAAUUGGUGCUUUCGGGUUCUUAUAUGCGGCUCAAAACCAAGACAAAACAAAGACAGAUAAAGGGUAUCCCCCGGGGAUCGGGGUCAAGAACUCACUUAUCGUACUCGGGGUGGUGAAUUUUCUCGGGAUUUUGUUUACGUUCUUGGUGCCCGAAUCGAAUGGCAAGUCUUUGGAGGAAAUGUCGAGGGAAAACGAAGAUGAGGACGAGGAGGGAGUCGAUAUGGAGACCGUUAGGACUAGUGAAAAUAGAACAGUCCCGGUUUAAGAUAGGGGUAAUUUCAUAUAUACCUCUAUGGAUAGUGCGUUUUUUAAUGGUUAAAUAUUAUUAUAAAACUAAGAGAUUCAAAACGAGACUAUGAAGGAGUACGAGGAAAUACGUUUAUUUAGUAGGAACAUGAUGUCUUACUAUUUUUCCUUGUAGCAAACAAGCCAAAAGUGUCGAUAUAUGUUUCUUUCGGUUUGUAUCUUAUGAUUUGGUUUUACAU